CCUGCAUAUCUGGAGUAGGUGGAAGGGUGCUUGUGUAAACAGCUCAGCUCAGUGAGCACACACGCUUCUGUGGCUCGGACUUAAACGCUCAAGACCACACCGAAAAGAUGUCGGCAGCACCUCCUCCUGUGAUGCCUCGAAAGGCCUCAGGGGUCCGAGUCAUGCCACUCCGGGGACACCAGAUUCCCUCCGACCAGCUCCCCACAAGCACGGAUUAUGGAAAAGACACUGAUGCUAUCAUGGAUUCAAACCCUCCAUCUCAAGUGAAUGCAGAAAGAGAAGUGGAGAUACUCAACCACUGUUUUGACGACAUUGAGCGAUUCAUGGUGCGCUUGCAGCAGACGGCCGAGGCCCAGAGCGUUCUCAACCAGAGGACGAAAAGAAGCAGGAAGAGCAAGAAGCAGAGUCAAGAUGACCUGCUGACCAUGAAAGCAGUUCCUCCUCCAGCAGAAGAAUUUGUAGAUCUUUUCCAGAAAAUCAAGUACUCCUUCAGUCUGCUGGAUCGUCUCAAGUCAGCCAUAGAGAAACCAGACGCACCAGAACUCCUGCAUCAUAUCUUCAGACCUUUAAGACUGAUGGUGGUAACUACAGGUGGGGCGGACUUUGGUGGGUCAGUGAUCAGUCCUGCUCUGACUAGCGGUGCCGUUUCACUGCUGGAGAAACAUCUGACCGAGGAGGAAAAAGAACUGUGGACUGAUUUGGGACCAUAUUGGACUUCUCCAUGUUCUCACUUCAGCGUGUCCGUACCUCCAUACUCACCAGUUUUCUUGGAUGGAUGGCAACCGCAGGCAUUCGACUCAUCCGGUUUGGCUUUGGAAGAUCCCGUUGAGUCGCAGCACAAGCAGGACGCCCAGCAGGACGCCCAGCAGGGUCGAGAUCAACACACAAUGGACGGUGUUGUUGAAGAAACCGAUGAAGUAGAAGGAAAAGAGCUUCCACCACUUGGUGAAAGGCAUUACUGCUGCAGUUAUGACUUUGUUGCAAGAAACAGCAGUGAGCUCUCGGUGCUGCAUGGAGAAACAUUGGAGGUCAUCGAGUCAUCAAAACGGUGGUGGAAGUGCCGCAAUCGCUUUGACCAAAUCGGAUUCGUUCCCUUCAACAUCUUGGAACCAUUGUCCGCUCUGAGUAACAACUGUGGAGACACGCCAGUGACGUCACCUAUUUCGCCUUGCUCAACGACCUUCUUUUCUAACCCCCCGCUGAGCCCGGGUGGUACUGGUCCGACUGCUAGGAGUUCAACAGCGCACCUGCCUCAGAGCCCGGGUUUAACGUGCAGCACAGCGCCAGGAGAGAAUGGAGAUCGGGUCCUGAUCAUGAAUGACGAGCUUCUACAAAAGAUGGCUGAAAAAAGAGGCUCCAUGCGGCCUCCUCUUAUGGUGACUCGCUCCACAGAGACUUCUCUACCGCUGAACUACCGCUCUCCACCCGCUGAGGUGGAGGCCUGGCUCACUGCGAAGGGCUUCAGUCAACCGACAGUCCAGAGUCUUGGGAUUUUAACCGCAGCACAGCUUUUCUCCCUGAGUAAGGGGGAACUUCGGGAGGUGUCCCAGGAGGAGGGUGUCCGGGUUUACAGCCAAGUGAUGGUGCAGAAGGCGCUUUUGGAGGAUGUGCGAAAAGCCUCCGAAUUGGAGAAAGUGAUGGAAAAGCAAAAGCAGAAGAUUGGAAUAAUGGAGUGAGACUUUAUGUAUCUGUAAAUGCGAAUCAUUGAAUUAAAUGUAAUAUGAUGCGUCUUAUGUGCAGCUGAUUUGGCGAAUGUACUGAGUUUGGAUUUUCUUCAACGUACCAUCACCUUCUUGUGUGUUUUUUUACUUCACUUUCCUACAAGUAUUCCUGUUAUACUUUGUUCAUGCAAAUGAUAUGAAGGCCAAGUGUUAUGAUAGUGAUAUGAUAUAGACUGAGACUGUUAUAGCCACUAUAUGAACCCACAUCAAUGUGCAUUAUAUUCUCAUUUUCAUUGAAAACUGACACUUCCUUUUUAACUACUAAUAAAGUUAAUAAAACUUGUAUUUUAUAUUA
Messenger RNA from Doryrhamphus excisus (bluestripe pipefish), 2016 nucleotides. It is a transcript of the gene eps8l1a, whose product is annotated as EPS8 signaling adaptor L1a. Gene Ontology annotation, cellular component: vesicle; plasma membrane; ruffle membrane. The record is from RefSeq and is a predicted model, not a curated record. Gene Ontology annotation, molecular function: actin binding. Gene Ontology annotation, biological process: positive regulation of ruffle assembly; regulation of Rho protein signal transduction; Rho protein signal transduction. Lineage: Eukaryota; Metazoa; Chordata; Actinopteri; Syngnathiformes; Syngnathidae.